Egretta garzetta (little egret) is the source of this 5130-nucleotide messenger RNA. It is a transcript of the gene ZMYM3, whose product is annotated as zinc finger MYM-type containing 3. NCBI's taxonomy places the organism in Eukaryota, Metazoa, Chordata, Aves, Pelecaniformes, Ardeidae. Gene Ontology annotation, molecular function: zinc ion binding. The record is from RefSeq and is a predicted model, not a curated record.
GCCAUCUUCUAAAUGGAUUCCAGUGAAUUUUCAGGAUCCUUGGACCCCCUGUCCUUGCCUGACAAACCACUUAUUGGUGAUCUCCCUGCUGACAUGGAGUUUGGGGAAGAUCUCCUGGGCUCCCAAACAGCUUCUACCCAGGAAGUUUCAGUUCUUCAGCCCCCUGACUGGGAUCAAUCCAAGCAGAUGACUGCAGAUGGGGAUUUGGACCUUCUAGUGAAAGCAGACAGCCCGUCUGAACUAAACAAAUCAAACGACCUCGUUCUAGAUAAACCUAGUGUCUUAGAUAUGCUGGAGAAACCUGAUGUCUUAGAUGACUUGGAUAAAACUGCUGACUUGAUGGAGCUAGAUAAAUCAGAGGGUCUGGAUGGGCUGUAUAAGGCACAUCCUUCCCAGGAUGUGGAGGAUGGACUGGUGGACUCCUCUGCCCUCUCUAGAGAAGCCCUUGUUCCAGAAACAUGGAAAGAAGGGGAAGAUGCACCAAAAAAUGAUUCUGGGGACCUAAAGGAAGAUGGUGCUGCUGCUAUAUCUGCAUUGUCUGAUGACAACACCCCUGAAUCACCCCAACAGCCCAUUCCUGACUCCAGGGACCUCAGCAGUGCCCCAGCCGUGGAAGAAAUCACAGCACAAUCCUCAAGUCUGCCAAUGCCCCCCCCUCAACUCAAUCUUAAACAGACAAAGAAGACAAGGUUGAAGGUACCAAGGAAAAGCUCACCCAUGCGGAGGGAAGGGCUGGCAGGGGAAGCAGAGGUGGAACUGAGCCAGGACAACAGUACUGCAGCUUUGGCCCCUGAGCCCAUGGAGGAAAACCAGGCAGAGGAAGGGGUUGAUAAUGGGAACAACUCGCUUAAAGAAAGUAGCAUACUGAAAGCACAGGAAGCCUCACCACCAGCAGGAGAAAGCCUGUCUGGGAAGGGAAGUGAGCUGCCAACUGAGAAGGAGCAGAAAAGAAGUGAACGAGCCAGAAGAUCAGAAACUGCCAGGCCUGAAACUGUGAACUCCUCUGAGAGCAUUCCAGUCUCUGAUGAAGACUCUGAUGCAAUGGUGGAUGAUCCCAACGAUGAGGAUUUUGUUCCUUUUCGUACCCGGCGCUCAACUCGCAUGUCUUUACGCACUCAGAUGGCUCAGCGAGCUGCCCGCUCUACUGUCACCAAGAUGACUUGUGCCAACUGCCGGACCCCACUGCAGAAGGGCCAAACUGCCUACCAGCGUAAAGGGCUCCCUCAGCUCUUCUGCUCCAGCUCCUGUCUCACCACCUUCUCAAAAAAACCACCUGGAAAGAAGAUAUGCACCUUCUGUAAAAAGGAGAUCUGGAACACCAAGGACUCUGUGGUUGCCCAGAUCGGUUCAGGCGGCUCUUUCCAUGAGUUCUGCACCUCUGUCUGCCUCUCCCUCUACGAGGCCCAGCAGCACAGACCAGCACCUCAGUCCGCAGAUGCUUCAGACACCAGCCGCUGUAGUGUCUGCCACAAACCUGGCGAGAUCCAGCAUGAGGUCAGCAAUGGGAAUGUGGUUCACCGCAUCUGCAGCGACGCCUGCUUCACCAAGUUCCGGGCCACCAAGGGGCUGAAAACCAACUGCUGUGACAACUGUGGACUUUACAUCUACAACAAGGGCUUGCCCCUGGAGUACCUCUUCCAUGAAGGCCAGCAAAAACGCUUUUGCAACUCUGCCUGUCUCAACAGUUACAAGAAGAAGAACACUCGGGUCUACCCAUGCAUGUGGUGCAAGACGUUGUGCAAGAACUUCGACAUGCUGCCCAAUGUGGAUCGCAGUGGCAAGAUGGGCCUGUUCUGCUCCAUUUGCUGCACUACCUCCCACAAAGUGAAGCAGUCAGGCUUGGUUGGUCCCCCUAGACCCUGCAGCUUCUGCAGAAAGAGUUUAUCUGAACCCUGCUAUUACAACAAGACAGACCGGGUUGUCUACCAGUUCUGCAGCCCCAGCUGCUGGACCAAAUUCCAGCGAACCAGUCCAGAAGGUGGGAUCCAUCUCAACUGCCAUUACUGCCACAAUCUUUUCAGUGGGAAGCCGGAGAUCCUAGACUGGCAGGACAAGGUGUAUCAGUUCUGCUGCAAGGACUGCUGCGAGGACUUCAAGAGGCUGCGUGGGGUGGUGUCUCAGUGUGAACACUGCAAGCAGGAGAAGCUGCUGCAUGAGAAGAUACGCUUCUCUGGAGUGGAGAAGAACUUCUGCAGCGAAGGUCAGACUUCAGAUCCCAAACCACCUGCCCCUUCCCCACAGAAGGCAGAGACUAAUGUGCUGUCAGCAAAGACCUCAGCCCAGAUGUCUCCAGCCGUACCACCUCCUCCGCCCCCUCCAGUUCCAGCCACCCCUCGGAAAAACAAAGCUGCCAUGUGUAAACCACUAAUGCAGAACCGGGGCGUUUCCUGCAAGAUAGAAAUGAAGUCCAAAGGAUGUCAGACAGAGGCUGACUGGAAGCCCCAGGUGAUUGUGUUGCCAAUCCCCGUCCCGAUCUUCGUGCCUGUGCCUAUGCAUAUGUACUGCCAGAAAGUACCUGUGCCUUUCUCCAUGCCUGUCCCGGUGCCUGUGCCAAUGUUCCUGCCCACCACACUGGAGAGCACAGAUAAGAUUGUGGAGACCAUUGAGGAGCUGAAGGUGAAGAUCCCCUCCAAUCCCCUGGAGGCUGACAUCCUGGCCAUGGCUGAGAUGAUUGCAGAAGCUGAGGAACUGGACAAGGCCUCCUCAGACCUGUGUGACCUGGUGAGUAACCAGAGUGCAGAGGGUCUCCUGGAGGACUGUGAUCUGUUUGGACCAGCACGGGAUGAUGUGUUGGCUAUGGCUGUCAAGAUGGCAAAUGUCCUCGAUGAGCCGGGACAGGACCUGGAGGCUGACUUCCCUAAGAACCCUCUAGACAUCAACCCCAGUGUGGACUUCCUCUUUGACUGUGGGCUGGUGGGACCAGAUGAUGUGUCCACAGAGCAAGAUCUGCCUCGUGCUGUCCGAAAGGGGCAGAAGCGCCUGGUGCUCUCUGAAAGCUGUUCCCGGGACUCAAUGAGCAGCCAGCCCAGUUGCACAGUGCUGAACUACUCAUAUGGUGUGAAUGCCUGGAAGUCCUGGGUGCAAGCCAAGUAUGCAGGAGGAGAGACCAGCAAGGGAGAGGAGCUACGCUUUGGCCCCAAGCCCAUGAGGAUCAAGGAAGAUAUCUUGGCCUGCACAGCAGCUGAGCUCAACUAUGGCCUGGCUCAGUUUGUCAAGGAGAUAACAAGGCCCAAUGGGGAGCGCUACGAACCGGACAGCAUCUAUUACCUCUGCCUUGGCAUCCAGCAGUACCUGCUCGAGAACAAUCGUAUGGUGAAUAUAUUUACAGACCUUUACUACCUGACCUUCGUGCAGGAGCUGAACAAGUCCCUGAGCGGCUGGCAACCCACAAUCUUACCAAAUAACACAGUUUUCUCACGUGUCGAGGAGGAGCACCUCUGGGAGUGCAAGCAGCUGGGCGUUUACUCACCCUUCGUGCUCCUCAACACCCUCAUGUUCUUCAACACCAAGUUCUUUGGACUGCAGACAGCAGAGGAGCACAUGCAGCUCUCUUUCACCAAUGUGGUGCGCCAGUCCCGCAAGUGCACCACAGCCCGUGGCAUGACUAAGGUGGUGAGCAUCCGCUACUAUGCUCCUGCCAAGCAGAAGAAAGGCCGAGAUGGUGGCUCUGGAAAACGGAAGCGUGAGGAGGAGGUACCAAUGCUGGAGCAGCGGGAGAACAGGAUGAACCCACUUCGAUGCCCAGUCAAGUUCUAUGAGUUUUAUCUCUCAAAAUGUCCUGAGAGUCUGCGGAACCGCAAUGAUGUCUUCUACCUGCAGCCUGAACGGUCGUGCAUCGCCGAGUCCCCGCUCUGGUACUCAGUGAUCCCCAUGGACCGGAGCAUGCUGGAGAGCAUGCCCGUGAGGGAGAUCUACGAGGAGCACAGUCGGCUCAGCAGCCUGGAGGACGACAUAGACUAAGAGCAAGGUGCUGCCAGACUGGCUGCACUCCAGCCCUGGACAUCUCGUCUUGCCUCCCUGCCUCUUGCUGCAGGGCAGGGGCCAUGCAGUGUGGGAGGGGACAGUGCUGCAGCAGUGCUGUCCCUUCAUCGUUACUGGACUUGGACAUCCCAUCAUGCUCGUUACAGGCCUCUCCUAAAUACGUGGCCCCCGUGCUCAGCCCUGCCUCCUGCCCCAGCUGCUGGGUGAGACGUCUUCCCCGGGGCCAGUCCCCACAGCACAGGGGUGGCAGAGCGCCUGGGGCAGCUGCCCUUGCCCAGCCCUGUCCCCCCUUAACCCCAGCCCUGACACUACCCCCCUCUGCCCCUGCCCCGGGGCAGGAACCACACAAUACUGCAGAGCGCCAUCGGGGGCCAGUGACCCUGAGGCUUUUAAUUCCCCCUUCCUUUAGCAUCCCCUCAUGAGGCUGUGUGUGGCAGGACAGGAAUCGUAGUGCUGCUGCUGCUGUGGCAGGACGGUGUUUUCAAGCCAGUGGGGAAGGACCACCGACAAGCAUGAGAGCUGUUGGGUCUGGGGAGGGCUCAUUCCCAGGGGUGGGAGAGGUUUGGGCUGGCUUCAGGUAGCAGAGGGAGCCGGCGCUGGAACACAAGGGCAGAGACCUAGCCUUGCAGUAAGGAUGCCUGCCUCCCAUGCAGCUGGGCCACCUCCCUCAAUUUUGUCAAUGUUUUCUGAGGUGGCAGAAAACUGAUGGAGACGGGUCUGUGCCAGUGCUGCCCCUCUCUCCCCACUAUCCCCCAUCCUGGCGUAACUUCCCUCCCCUCUGCAAGGUGCCAUUGGUGGGUCCCUCUGCUCCCACUGGGGGCUUGGGCAGCUGCUGGCAGAAACAAGGAGCUCUGCCUGGCCUUCCCCUCCCUCCCAAAGUGGCAGGGAGCCAGCACCCUGCCAGGGUUGAGCUUGGCUCUGGCUGUGCCACUCCCUGCUGCCUCCUGCCCCUCCUCGUGUUCUGGUUGGUUUUCUUGAGCUGUACAUGGGUCUCCUGUUGAGCCUGUAUAUAUUGUUCUGGGCCCUGGCCCAGGGCCAUCUGUUCUCUGUGUCCACGUGGAGAGUAAGCCGCUCACCAGUCUUGUUGUAGUGAUGCCAGGGUGGUAGGACUAACCCUGUGCCUCUGGAAACCAUUCAUUUCAAAUAAAG